This is a messenger RNA of Girardinichthys multiradiatus, 797 nucleotides long. It is a transcript of the gene polr1h, whose product is annotated as RNA polymerase I subunit H. The transcript is spliced from 5 exons. Gene Ontology annotation, molecular function: zinc ion binding; DNA-directed RNA polymerase activity; nucleic acid binding. The record is from RefSeq and is a predicted model, not a curated record. Lineage: Eukaryota; Metazoa; Chordata; Actinopteri; Cyprinodontiformes; Goodeidae. The coding region runs from base 187 to 543 and encodes 118 amino acids. Gene Ontology annotation, cellular component: RNA polymerase I complex. Gene Ontology annotation, biological process: termination of RNA polymerase I transcription; DNA-templated transcription.
AAAACUACAAUGGAAUGGUAAACCAAAAGGAGGCAGUAAAGCAUCUAAAACGAUGGCAACCGCCAUUAAACACCAUAGAAGAAGACGACGCUCUUUAGCACGUGAAAGCAGAAAGUUGUGACCGUUUAUGGUAGCUGAGUAUAAAGGUUUCUGGAAACAACGGCAUCGCUAACCUUCCCUAAGACUAUGUCUUGCUCUGGUGGUGACCCAAACUUCUGUCCUGAAUGUGGAAAUGUUCUUCCGCUUCCAGGAAAAUCCAACACUGUACGCUGCCCCCGCUGCUCCUUCUGCAUUCCGGUAACAGAAUUCUCUGGCCUGGAAGUCUGUUCAACUGUCGUCUUUAACACUGUGGAGCAGUCGUCAGUGGCUAUGGAGGAUGAUGAAGGCUCAGAGCUGAAGGGACCUGUGAUCGACAGACGCUGUAUUCGGUGCAAUAAAGAAGGGAUGAUUUAUCACACCAGGCAGAUGAGAUCUGCGGAUGAAGGACAGACAGUCUUUUUCACUUGUAUACAUUGCAGGUAUCAAGAGAAGGAAGACUCCUGAGAGAAACGUUGCAAGCAUCUGCAGGCAUAUCUUUACUAGAAUGAUUUUAGAUCUAAGUUACGUGGACCAGGUGAUGGCACAUGAGCUUGCUCUCUCCAGUGGAGAGAUUUUAUUUUGGGAAUCUCACUUCAGAGGAAAUGUCUCAGGAUUGUUGUAAACCACACUCAACUGUUAAGUUUUCAUUUAAGCAUCGUUCAUGAUUGCUGUUGUAAAGUACAGCUCAUAGCUGGAAAUAAAGUUAAAUUCUAAAAUCA